UUUUGUUUAUGGUUUUCCAUAGUUUUUUAGGCGACUUUUUAUGGGCAGUAAGUUCUUUUGCCUCGUGUUCCGCUUUAAGCCUUCUUAGAAGAUUAGUAAAAAAGUUGCGAUAUCUCGUGUAUACAAGUUUUUUAGUUUCGUCUUUCGGAGGCAUAUCGAUCUUACUUUAUCUGUUCAAAACGGGGCCUCUAAAAUCAUGGGUCGUAUGAUUCGCGCUCAGCGCAAAGGCGCUGGUUCCGUCUUCGUCUCCCGCACCAACAAGAGGAAAGGAGCUCCUAAACUCCGUUCCCUGGACUUUGCGGAACGUCACGGCUACAUCAAAGGAGUCGUAAAGGACAUUAUACACGAUCCUGGCCGUGGAGCACCGCUAGCUGUGGUGCACUUCCGAGAUCCUUACAGGUUGAAGACCCGUAAGGAAUUACUAAUCGCUCCUGAAGGGUUGUGUACUGGACAGUUUGUUUUCUACGGGAAGAAAGUUACGCUUCAAGUUGGGAAUGUGAAGCCAAUCGGAGCAAUGCCUGAGGGCAUGAUUAUCUGCAACUUGGAAGAGAAAUUGGGUGACAGAGGUAGGCUUGUUCGUGGUUCUGGUAAUUUUGCUACAGUUAUUGCUCAUAAUUCUGAUACAAUGAGAACCCGAGUCAAGUUGCCAUCCGGUGCUAAAAAAGUUUUGCCGUCUAGCAACAGAGGAAUGGUUGGGAUUGUUGCUGGUGGUGGACGUAUCGAUAAGCCUUUAAUGAAAGCUGGUCGGGCGUAUAACAAGUAUAAAAUGAAGCGUAACAGCUGGCCGCGCGUCCGCGGUGUUGCCAUGAACCCUGUGGAGCAUCCUCAUGGUGGCGGGAAUCAUCAGCAUAUUGGCAAGGCUUCGACGGUGAAGAGAGGAGCAUCAGCUGGUCGCAAGGUCGGCCUCAUUGCCGCCCGAAGGACUGGUAGGGUUCGUGGUGGAAAAACAAAUGCAACGAAAUCAGGAUAAGG
Molecule: messenger RNA, 972 nt
Organism: Cydia strobilella
Lineage: Eukaryota; Metazoa; Arthropoda; Insecta; Lepidoptera; Tortricidae
Product: large ribosomal subunit protein uL2-like
Exons: 1
Coding region: 197-970 (257 amino acids)
Biological process (GO): cytoplasmic translation
Cellular component (GO): ribosome; cytosolic large ribosomal subunit
Molecular function (GO): structural constituent of ribosome; RNA binding
Source: RefSeq, a predicted model, not a curated record